Cherax quadricarinatus is the source of this 1975-nucleotide messenger RNA. Lineage: Eukaryota; Metazoa; Arthropoda; Malacostraca; Decapoda; Parastacidae. The record is from RefSeq and is a predicted model, not a curated record.
AUGAAGAUUACACCACAUAUAAUAUUUACCAGUGAGUAUAUAACGUUAUACAGUUCAUCACUGGCGGUGCAGCUGAAUUACUUAGCACCUACUAAUGGAUUUAACGGCAACGGAGGCAGUGGUAAUGGUGCAUACAGCAACGGUAAUGGGAAUGGCAAUGGUAGAUACGGAAAUGGUAAUGGUGCCUACACUAAUGGAAUCGGUAACGGUGCUUACGCAAAUGUGAUCGGAAAUGGAGGUUUUUCUAAUGGUAUAAAUGAAAAUGGGGUAGUCGCUAAUGGAUAUACAAAUGGUAAUGGAAUCAUAAACGGAAAUGGUGGAUAUUCCAAUGGAAAUGGCAACGGGUAUAUCAAUGGUGGAAUUAAUGGAAAUGGCAAUGGCAUAAUUAAUGGUAAUGGUUAUGCAAAUGGUGGAUACACCAAUGGAGUGAUUAACGGGAACGGGUUUUAUAAUGGACUGGAGGAUCCCAUCACCGCCCUGGCUACUACUGUAAGAGGUGAACCCGGCGUGGACUAUCCCAUCCUGGCUUCCGUACCCGACACAGGAUUCACCUGCAGUGGACAGAUCCCUGGAUACUACGCUGAUAUUGCCCUCGAGACCGGCUGUCAGGUGUUUCACAUCUGUCAGGCAGAUGGCAGGAGCGACUCUUUCCUGUGUCCCAACGGUACCAUCUUCAACCAGCAGUACUUCGUGUGUGACUGGUGGUACAACUUCGACUGUUCCACCGCCCAGCAGUUCUAUGGUCUCAAUGCUCUGAUCGGAGUCGUGAAUGGUAAUGGAUACUCCAACGGCGUCGUUAAUGGUAAUGUUAAUGGUAAUGGAAUUUAUGCCAACAGAGUAAACGGAAAUGGUGCACUUAAUGGAAAUGGAGUGGUUAAUGGUAAUGGAAACGGCUACAAAAAUGGCAACGGAAAUGGUGUAGUUAACGGCAACGGUAAUGGAAAUGGGUAUAGAAAUGGCAACGGUAAUGGUGUGGUUAACGGUAAUGGAAACGGGUAUAAAAAUGGUAAUGGAAAUGGUUUAGUUAAUGGUAAUGGAAAUGGGUAUAGAAAUGGCAACGGUAAUGGAUACAGCUAUAAAAAUGGUAAUGGAAAUGGCUUACUUAAUGGUAAUGGGAAUGGAAACGGCUACGGAAAUGGGGUGGUUAAUGGUAAUGGAAACGGCUAUAGAAACGGGAACGGUAACGGAAAUGGGGUGGUUAACGGAAAUGGAAACGGCUAUCGAAAUGGGAACGGUAACGGUGUCGUUAACGGUAAUGGAAACGGCUAUAGAAAUGGCAACGGUAAUGGAAAUGGCUAUAGAUAUGGCAUCGGAAAUGGUGCAAUUAACGGUAAUGGAAACGGUUAUAAAAAUGGCAAUGGAAAUGGUGUAAUUAAUGGAAACGGCAAUGGAAAUGGUGUGAUCAACGGUAACGGAAACGGUUAUAGGAAUGGUAACGGAAAUGGUGUGGUCAACGGUAAUGGAAACGGCUAUAGAAAUGGCAACGGUAAUGGUUUGGUUAACGGUAAUGGAAACGGCUAUAGAAAUGGCAACGGAAAUGGUGUGGUCAACGGUAAUGGAAACGGCUUUAAAAAUGGCAACGGAAAUGGUGUGGUCAACGGUAAUGGAAACGGCUAUAGAAAUGGCAACGGAAAUGGUGUGGUCAACGGUAAUGGAAACGGCUAUAUAAAUGGCAACGGUAAUGGCAAUGGAAAUGGCAUUAACGGGUAUGUCAUACCUGAACCUUCUUCACCCUCCGGCCUUUACCAGGCUCCCAGCUUCUAAGAACUACCAGUCUCCCAGCUUCUAAGAACUACCAGUCUCCCAGCUUCUAAAUCUACCAGUCUCCCAGCUUCCUAGAUCUACCAGUCUCCCAGCUUCCUAGAUCUACCAGUCUCCCAGCUUCCUGGAUCUACCAGUCUCCCAGCUUCCUAGAUCUAUCAGUCUCCCAGCUUCCUAGAUCUACCAGUCUCCCAGCUUCCUAGAUCUACCAGUC